AUGUUGGCAGGACUGCUGCCGGAUGGAUCGUUUGGGAGUCAUCUGACCUCCAACCUGAUUGAUGGCCUCGAACCUACCUGGACCUUCAAGGCUUCCAUGGGUGACCCCUUUGAAGGUGCUGGUAUGAGCUUCUUCAAUCAAUUCCUGCCGUCAUACGGUUCUCCCCGACGAUGCACUUCGAGACAUCCCCCCCCAAAAGAAGCAAAUACGGAGCCUGGCGCUCUACUUUUCGCCCUGUCCAUAGUAGCACAGCUCCCUAGAAAGCCCGCUGAAGAAUCGUACUGUUGGUCCAUUGAAGAAUUUGAGGGAUCUGAUCAAUCUGAUCUGACCAUCCGGAAGUAG
Molecule: messenger RNA, 342 nt
Organism: Durusdinium trenchii
Lineage: Eukaryota; Dinophyceae; Suessiales; Symbiodiniaceae
Source: the annotation of a GenBank genome assembly